Molecule: messenger RNA, 1377 nt
Organism: Diachasmimorpha longicaudata
Lineage: Eukaryota; Metazoa; Arthropoda; Insecta; Hymenoptera; Braconidae
Gene: Hap40
Product: 40-kDa huntingtin-associated protein
Exons: 5
Coding region: 382-1311 (309 amino acids)
Biological process (GO): vesicle cytoskeletal trafficking
Cellular component (GO): early endosome
Molecular function (GO): protein binding
Source: RefSeq, a predicted model, not a curated record
GAUGGGAAAUUGAAAAUAUCCCAUACAAUAAAAAUUUGGGUAAAGACACUCCGGGAUUUUUAAUUUACUAUUCCCUGAUUAUUGAAUUAUUUGAACGGGUCACGUGUUCCCGAGACUUUCCCGCCGAGUCGAUAUAGAAAUGUUCCGAAGAAACUUCGAAUUCAGAUAAUCGGGCUCGCAUCGAAUAAAUUUGUUAUCAUGUCCUUGAUAACUCGAUGAUCCGUGUACCCACCGUGACAUUGAGCCCACAGAUCGAUAAACAAUUGCAUUGAUUUAUACAGUCAUUACGGAUGAAUUAAAUUGAGGUCGAACCCAGGAUCUGGAGGCACUUGUCGGAGCAACAGUGAGGUUAUGUUUGUGAAGUGUUGAAAAUUAUAAAUAAUGGAUAAUUUACUGGAUAACACGGAUCUCAAGCAGAAUAAUGACUUUCUGAUUAAAUAUCAUAGCAUCAACAACAAAUUAAAGAAGAGAUUUCUAAGGAAUCCAAACAUAACAGAAGCCAGUGAGCAAUUCAACUCAUUAGCACUUCAUUGCGAGCAGGAAGAGGCUUGGCAGUAUGCAGGCCUGUGCUUAACAUCAGUGGCACGUUGCUACCACACCCUUGGAGACACAGAAUCGGAGAUAAAUAAUUUAUUGAGAGCUGGAAGGCAUUUUCUAGCAGCUGACAAACAGAACUGGAGCAUUGGGUGUCCUUCACUGGGCCAGGAAAAUUUUCAGGCAGCCACCAGCAGCUUCAGUGAGGCUCUCCAGGUCUGUCAGAAUGCCCCUGAGUUCAGCUCCAUUGCUGCUGGCUCCAUGUUGGAGCUGGCAAUGGCCUUGGGACCAACUCCAGCGGCUGGACAACUCGUGAAAAAAUCCAUUGAGAUAUUUCCAACUGCUCAUGCGUUUGAUUUACUGAUGUCUUAUUACAUUAAACAAGGGGACUAUUCCUCGGCGUUAAACUUGAGCAAUGAAUUUAUGGACCUGUUGGAGUCCUCAGUGACUUCGCAUCACUCCGCUCAUUACAGAGUUUUCAUCCGUAAAAUUGAGAUCAAUCGAUUACUAUUAAUUUUAAUUCAACAAUCGACUGUUCAGAGAUUAUCUCCAGGAGUCUCUGAGGUCUUGGAGAAGUUCACGUCGAUUGAGGAUAAUUGGAGUGCAAAUACACACAUGAGCGAGGACGAGUUUAUACUAUUCCAGUCUCUAGUCCUCGCCUGUCAGUCUAAGGACAACGACUCUCUCCUCGCCCUCGAGAACGAUUUAUGGAAGUUCCUGGAUACAGAACAGAAGGACUUACUGCGAAUUCUAGUCAAGAUCGUGAUAAACGAAUAAUACCACAUUACUGGCCGAUUUUUAUAAUUUAUUCUAAAGUAAUAAACUUUCUUUUCAUAAACAAAA